CGGCCAAAUCGGCAAAUCCGUUGACUUGGCACCUCGGUCUACACUGCAGACGAGAAAUCAAGUCUUCAUCAUUGAUCAUUCACCCACCGUUGAUGGUGGUGGUUCUCUUAUUCUCUCUUCUCAUUCAACACCUAAAUUUUCAUUACCCACGAAACCCUCUCAAUUUCAUUACCCAUAAAUUAAAUCUGUAGUUUUAUCUCUAUAAUCUGUAUGUAAAGAAAUGGACGAACACCUUCAAGCAGUUUUAGCCGCCAUGGCCAGUUUCUUUUUGGUGACUUUAAUUCUAUUCAUUAUCUUGGUAAUUUGUAAAAGCGGCUCAAACCGACACCGUGUUGACAGCUCUAUUUCCCGGGACCGUACCCGUAAUCGGGGCCAAACAAGGAGCAUAACAGUUCCCAAAACAGAGCUCUCCUCAACAUCAGUAAGUGAAAGCGCGACUUUUGACCCGGAUUUAAACCGGAUAUCCAUGCAGGAACUCAUCCACGCGACACGUAACUUCUCGCCGGAUCUUAUCAUUGGGGACGGUAGCUUCGGCCUCGUGUACAAGGCCCGACUCAACUCCGGCACGGUCGUUGCCGUUAAAAAACUGGACGCGGAUGCUUUUCAGGGCUACAGGGAGUUUCGGGCCGAAAUGGAAACUUUAGGAAAGAUCCUUCACCCGAAUAUAGUUAAGAUACUCGGAUACUGUGCAACGGGUAAGGAUCGGGUCUUGAUUUACGAGUUUAUUGAGAAGGGGAAUCUCGACCAAUGGCUUUACGACUCGUCAUCAUCGUCGGCGGACGACGGCUAUGAUGUUGAAACAAGGUUGCCUUUAUCUUGGGAUACGAGAAUCAAAAUCAUUAGGGGAGUGGCCGAGGGGCUUGCUUUUAUGCACAUUUCGGAUACACCAAUAAUUCACAGAGACAUUAAGGCCAGCAAUGUUUUAUUGGACGAGAAUUUCGAGGCACAUAUUGCCGAUUUCGGAUUGGCUAGGCGUAUCGAGCAGUCCCACUCUCACGUUUCCACUCAAGUAGCCGGAACGAUGGGGUACAUGCCGCCGGAGUACUUCCACGGCACAAUUGCGACCGUGAUGGGAGAUGUCUAUAGCUUUGGCGUACUAAUGUUGGAAAUUAUCACGGGGAGGCGGCCUAGUUUUCCGUUUCCAGGAGAGGAUGGAAAAGAAGUUCGGUUGAUGGAGUGGAUAAAUAAGAUGGCCAAGCAAGAUCUAUAUAUGGAAAUGGUGGAUGCUAGCAUUUCAAAAGAUGGACUAAAGGAAAGCACGGUAAAGGAGAUUUUCCAAAUUGGUUUAAAAUGUACUAAUGAGAAUUUCAAGUUUAGGCCUACUAUGAAAGAAGUUGGCAAGGAUUUGGAUAAGAUUUUGGCGUCGAACUGAAUGUCGAGGUGGUUAAUCAUAUGCAAGUUAUUAAGUUUUUGUUGUAGUUGGUUGCGCGGUUUCUGAUAUUGGGCAGUGGAGGAUGGUUCUGGAUAUUCUUGGCAGCACUAGGAUGAUAUUCAGUUACCGAAGAAGAUAAAUGGGGCGGGGUCCCUUCUUUCUCUGAUGGCUUUACACUUGAGGUACUGUUAGUCGUGCUGCUCCCCGGUUCCAGGCUAAAGACUGAUAUAUCCGCACUUGUCUGUGCCUCCUGAAAGGUAUCACAAUAGAUUUUGAUAAGAUUUUCAUCUUUUAAUGAUGCUCACCGAUUCUUGGGCUACUGACUCUGAGUGAAGUCAUAACAAGGUAGGGUGUACUCAGAAUUCUUGAGGUUUUCCUACUAAAGAACGGCCUUAAUAUCUAACAAUUUUGCAUUCACAGAUCACAAUUGUUAAUCAUUCGUGCUCGAGUGAGAGUGACUUCAUGAAAAUGUCAACUCAAAAUCUAAGAAUGACUUCAUCUUGUCGUAAAAGUUUUUCUGGGUUUGAUGUUUUAAACUCAAUUAAUUAGUUCAGCAUAAAUUGUUCGACUUUCUUCAUAAGUAAAUGAUAUAUAUACCUGUUUGGAAACA
Molecule: messenger RNA, 1982 nt
Organism: Olea europaea var. sylvestris
Lineage: Eukaryota; Viridiplantae; Streptophyta; Magnoliopsida; Lamiales; Oleaceae
Product: phytosulfokine receptor 2
Exons: 2
Coding region: 221-1372 (383 amino acids)
Biological process (GO): protein phosphorylation
Molecular function (GO): protein kinase activity; ATP binding
Source: RefSeq, a predicted model, not a curated record